UCGCCUGCCCGUGUCUCUGGCUAAUUGCGCUGCUCUCUCUUUUUGCCAAACUGUUUGCGAAUUGGUCGCGGUCCAUUCGCAUCGCAAUCGUUCAGUAGCUAAGGGAAGCGUUCGCCUGUCAGACGUUGUCUGCAUCUGCCCCAGCAAUUUUCGACUGUCCUGGCAUUGGCGUUGGCAUUUCAUUUGAUUAAUAUUGAUCAAUUGAUAAAUACGCUUACACUUACACACACACACAUACAUUCUCUAGCCAUAAAUUCUGACAUAAAUGUUGGAGCUCUGACGCCAGCUGAAUAGCUGCCGCCGCCCACUAGUUUGUUAGUCGCAUAGUACAAAUUGUAUAGGAUGAGCCUACAAUCGAUCAAAUAUCAGCGUGGCAGCCUGGAGAUACUUGAUCAGCUGCUGCUGCCCGUCGUCUCCAAGUAUGUAACCGUGCGCGGUGUUGAGGACGGCUGGAAGGUCAUCAAUAAGAUGCAGGUACGGGGCGCUCCGGCCAUUGCCAUUGUGGGCUGCCUCUCGCUGGCCGUCGAAAUCUAUCCGGAGGAGUUUGGCAGCAAGAAAUCGCUGCGUCAGGAAAUUGAGGGCAAGCUAAACUAUUUAGUCUCCGCACGGCCCACAGCGGUCAACAUGAAAAUUUCCGCCGACGAGCUAAUCACGCUGGCCAAUGAGCUGACCAAGGAUGAUAACGUGACGGUGGAAGACAUGAAGCAAAGAUUCCUGAACGCCACCGAGGCCAUGCUGGAAAAAGACAUUGCCGACAAUCGCGCGAUUGGCGCCAAUGGCGCCAAGGCCAUACUUGGGCAUGUAGCAGAUACGACUAGUGCGGCCGCAGCUGGUCCUGUGCGUGUGCUGACGCACUGCAACACGGGAUCCCUAGCCACAGCAGGUUACGGCACAGCGCUGGGCGUAGUGCGGCACCUCAGCGAACUGGGCAAGCUGGAGCACGUUUACUGCACGGAGACACGGCCGUACAACCAGGGUGCACGCCUAACCGCCUACGAGCUGGUGCACGAAAAGCUACCCGCCACCCUGGUGCUGGACAGCAUGGUAGCGGCGCUGCUGCGUGUGAAGAAUGUAGCUGCUGUAGUCGUCGGCGCCGAUCGGGUGGCUGCCAAUGGUGAUACGGCCAAUAAAAUUGGCACCUACCAAAUAGCCGUUGUGGCCAAGCAUCAUGGCGUGCCCUUCUAUGUGGCCGCACCGUUGACCUCCAUCGAUCUGCAGAUACCCAGCGGUGAUCACAUUAUAAUCGAGGUGCGACCCGAUCGCGAAAUGACACACGUGGGCGAGCAUCGCAUUGCGGCGCCGGGCAUCAAUUGCUGGAAUCCCGCCUUCGAUGUAACGCCCGCCUCACUUGUAACUGGCAUCAUCACUGAGCAUGGAGUCUUUAAGCCGUCAGCGCUCAAGGCGGAGAUUACCAAGCUGCUUGAUUUAUAACAGCCGCACAAUUUGUUGCUGCUGUUGUUGUUAAUAUUUGCGUUGAACGAAUGCACUCCAGUUGCAAAGAGCACCACACAGAAACACACACGGAACCACAAACAUAUGGGCGACCAGCCAACUGGCUUUUGUAUAUGUAAAUCGGCGCUGAACGAAAAUACAAUGCACAUUAUCUUUACACAAUAA
This is a messenger RNA of Drosophila montana, 1617 nucleotides long. RefSeq names its product methylthioribose-1-phosphate isomerase. Gene Ontology annotation, molecular function: S-methyl-5-thioribose-1-phosphate isomerase activity. The record is from RefSeq and is a predicted model, not a curated record. The coding region runs from base 343 to 1431 and encodes 362 amino acids. NCBI's taxonomy places the organism in Eukaryota, Metazoa, Arthropoda, Insecta, Diptera, Drosophilidae. The transcript is spliced from 6 exons.